AUGAAACACGAGAGCAGCGGCUACACCUGCACAGGUACGACCACGCCCUCUACACCUGCACAGGUACGACCACGCCCUCUACACCUGCACAGGUACGACCACGCCCUCUACACCUGCACAGGUACGACCACGCCCUCUACACCUGCACAGGUACGACCAGGCCCUCUACACCUGCACAGGUACGACCACGCCCUCUACACCUGCACAGGUACGACCACGCCCUCUACACCUGCACAGGUACGACCACGCCCUCUACACCUGCACAGGUACGACCAGGCCCUCUACACCUGCACAGAGUCCCCUGCUGGUCUGAUGUGGUCUGAGCAGUUCUCUCCUCACCUCCAGAGAAACAAACAGCUGCAGGACGCUCUGCUGCAGAGAGAAGAGGAGCUGCUGAGGCUGCAGGACGAGAACCAGCAGCUCAGAGGGUUCCUCAGCUCGGCCUUCGUAAGGAACCUGCAGAGAGAAGCGAAGAAACUGACCCCCGAUGGGAGGAGGAAUCCGAAGAGACACCUGACGUACGGUGACGAUGGAUCUUUCCAGAACCGCGGUCAUCAGCUCCAAACCUCGCAGGUCAGCAAGAGAGUCUGCAGGAACCUCACGACCGAGUUCUGCUCCUCCUCCUCCUCCUCCGAACCAAACCUGGACCUCUGGGUCCUCCGAACACUGGGACUGAAGGACCGGGACACCAUCGACACGUCCAGCGAGUCCUCGUGCUCGUCUGGUUUCGGCCUCGGCGGUCUGGUCCAUGAUGCCGCAGCGUCUUCGUCCUCCGGAUACACUCUGGACUCGUCUUUCAGUCCUUCGGUCUCCACUUCUAAGCCGUCUUCUGGACACGACGCUGCCGGACGCCACCAAGCAAACGGUGGAAAUCCUGCCGAGCCGACUGAAACCUGCACAACUUCUCCGGGUCGACGCUUCACGGCCACCGGAUUGACGUGUCCUGAAGUGGAGAUCCGGAGCUACAGCACAUCUGCUGCCUUCAGACCUCCGCCAACAGAGGAACCACCAUUCAGCCGGUCGGCAGGCGGAGCUGAGGUCUGCUUCGUCACAGCUCCGAGUCGAGUCCAAAGUCUGGAGGGAAACCCAGCAAGACCUCCGGCUCACUGGUCUCCACUCAGAGGCACCCGAACACCAUCACGGGACACAAUCCAGUUCAGUCCACCUUUCUCCCCGAUCUCGUCUCCGAGCCCAACGCCUGCACCGCCUCGCAGACGGACAGAUCUGGCCUUCAGGAUGUCCCUCAGCCCGUCCAGCAGCGUCAAGACCCACAGCUUCCCCCAGGGACAAGCCUUCGUCAGGAAGGACCCAGAGGGAAGGUGCAACUUCACCUGGGUGCCCACACAAAGACCGUAG
This is a messenger RNA of Cyclopterus lumpus (lumpfish), 1356 nucleotides long. It is a transcript of the gene gmnc, whose product is annotated as geminin coiled-coil domain containing. The record is from RefSeq and is a predicted model, not a curated record. Gene Ontology annotation, cellular component: nucleus. NCBI's taxonomy places the organism in Eukaryota, Metazoa, Chordata, Actinopteri, Perciformes, Cyclopteridae. The transcript has 4 exons. Gene Ontology annotation, biological process: negative regulation of DNA replication; negative regulation of cell cycle. The coding region runs from base 1 to 1356 and encodes 451 amino acids.